Postia placenta MAD-698-R-SB12 is the source of this 1251-nucleotide messenger RNA. RefSeq lists its product as hypothetical. NCBI's taxonomy places the organism in Eukaryota, Fungi, Basidiomycota, Agaricomycetes, Polyporales, Adustoporiaceae. The record is from RefSeq and is a predicted model, not a curated record. Gene Ontology annotation, cellular component: pre-snoRNP complex; nucleus. The annotation marks the transcript as partial. The transcript has 2 exons. Gene Ontology annotation, biological process: maturation of LSU-rRNA from tricistronic rRNA transcript (SSU-rRNA, 5.8S rRNA, LSU-rRNA); snoRNA localization; box C/D snoRNP assembly.
CAAUCUCUUCUUUGCGCUGUAUGUCACGACCAGUCCGCCAAAUACACCUGUCCCCGAUGUGCGACGCAGACUUGCUCGUUUCCAUGCUCAACCAGACACAAAUCUAUAGGCGACGGCUGCUCUGGUGUCCGGAAUAAGGCCGCAUAUGUGCCCAUAAAUCAGUACGGGUACAUGUCCCUGAUGAACGAUUACACUUUUCUCGAGGAGAUGGGUCGGAAAAUCGGGGACUGGGGCCGCGAGAUUGUGCAAGGGGGCUACACGGCUGGUGGUGCAGAUAACAGACGAGGUCGAGGAGCCGUGAGCAUGCGGGGCCGGGGCAGCCGAGGUGGCCGAGGAAUGGCUGGUGGAGGAAAGAUCAGAUCAAAACGGGAUGUGUUGAAAAUGCAGCUCGACUUUCGGGACAUCGAGAUGGAGCUCCUACCGACGGGCAUGGAAAGACGCAUUCUCAACCAGUCGACAUGGGAUUUCAAAAAUAAAACUGCACUCUUCACGGUCGAAUUCAAAUUUCAUCCUCCCCCAGAUCCCCUCGCAGGCCCUGCAGAGCCACAGGAUCAACCGUUUGUUCUUUUGACCCAUAGGAACCCAAUUGACAAGACACUUUUGGCCACCUUGCAGUCGCAGGUUGCUGACCGUAGCAAGUCAAAGAAGGGCGAACCCGUCCCGCCAUGGCUCAAGCCGCUUGUGAUACCUGAGCCGAACGCUCCCGAUGCAUUCACUCCUCCUACCUGCGUAAUGCGUACAUCCUUAGACCCCCUUGCGUCCCUGAGUGCACAUGGCAGCACCAAUCCACGUCCGGGGCACAUUAUAUGUCAAGGCUACUACCAACUCGAUCCAGCACAGACACUAGCGUCGGUCUUGAAGCACAAGAGUUUCGUUGAGUUCCCGACAAUCGAAAUCUGGGAAGAUGGCGCGUUCCACGGUGCAAUAGUUGACGACCAGGGCGCACUCUUAGGUGACACGGAGGAGCCUCGGCAGAAACGGCAGAAACUGAGUGCAGGAGAGAGCAGGAAGGCUAUGUCAGGUCUUCUUGGUGGAUACGGCAGCGAGGAAGAUGCGGAAGAGCGGAACGUCAUGGAUCUACUCGGCGGGUACGCGGGAAGCGACGACGACGAGGAAGGCCAGCAGGCUGAACCCGCGCCGAUGGCCAGUGAGGACGACGGAUUGGGAGAUGAGGAUGCCGAGGGCGAGACGGACGAUGAGCUAGAAGCCCAGCCGGAAGACCUUGUGGCGCUGCUGGAGCAAUUGCGGCAG